Molecule: messenger RNA, 657 nt
Organism: Physella acuta
Lineage: Eukaryota; Metazoa; Mollusca; Gastropoda; Physidae
Product: alpha-ketoglutarate dehydrogenase component 4
Biological process (GO): 2-oxoglutarate metabolic process
Cellular component (GO): oxoglutarate dehydrogenase complex
Molecular function (GO): oxoglutarate dehydrogenase (succinyl-transferring) activity
Source: RefSeq, a predicted model, not a curated record
CUUAACAUUGAGAAUUCUCCAAAGGCAAAACACAUUUUAAAAGUUAAACAACAGUCCUGCCCUAUAUCAAUAGGCCAUGAUAUUCAGCCAUAGAUCUAGGUCUACGUGUUUAUAGUAUUAAAAUUACGCACAAAAAAGGAACAAUAAAGACGUAGUUAAUGCAUAGUUUUCCUUUAAUUAAGAAUAAUAUGGCGGCUGCAGCUGCGACAAGGAAAAUUAUCCAAGCAGUCAAGCCUCAUGUUCCUUCAAUCAAAUUUCCACCCAGAGAUACUGCCAAGAAAUUUUCUGGAGACAAGGGAUCAACAACGGCUAAUAUCACUCAAGGAAAAUCUGAAAGCCUGGCUACACCUAAGGGACAUAAAUCACCUUCCUCUGGACAAAGCAUAGAAUCAUUUCAACUUCCACUGAAAUACCAUCGGAAACCCUUGUCAAAUGAAGAAAUGGAAGCUAUUGAGAAAGGGGGCAGAGUAUGAUUAAUCAAAUACAGGAAGUAUAUGGAUCUUAGUAACUAAUUAGUGUGUGUGAAUAAAUGGUUUUUAGCCAUGUGAUGUAUGGUUUAAUAAAAAAAAACAGUGUACAUAUUUUGACAAUUUAUGAUAAAUUUGUUGAGGCUUGAUUUAAAAAUGAAGCCACCAAUAAAAAAUUGAGUGAUUAUUA